Messenger RNA from Cinara cedri, 450 nucleotides. The record is from the annotation of a GenBank genome assembly. NCBI's taxonomy places the organism in Eukaryota, Metazoa, Arthropoda, Insecta, Hemiptera, Aphididae.
AUGGAACUUGGAAAAAAGGAAACCUACAAUAAGGUACGACAUACAAAAAUUAAAUGAUAUUGAAAUAAAACAUAAUUACAUUGAGAGAAUUGCACAUGAAUUACAAAAUACUAAUAUAAAUCAAAUAAGCCAUAGUACAGAAAUUGAUACGAUUUGGAACAAAAAAAGGAAGCGGUGGUUAAUAGUGCAACGGAGAUUCUAGGAAUGAAACCAAAAGAAAAUAUUAAAAACUGGUUCAACGAUUUAUGUAAGAAUGCAAUUAUCAGAAGAAACAAAUUGAAGAAAAAAGCACUACAAAAUACAUCAGACGAGUGCAUAAGAGAAUAUGAAGAACAAAGAAAAUUGACAAAUAAAGCGUUAAGGAGAGAAAAACGUCUAUACGAAAAGAAGAAAAUAGAAGAUAUAGAAAUCAAUAGAUACAACGCAAAAAAGUUUUUAGCAGGCGUAUGA